AUGGCUGGACCAAAAGAACUUCAACUAUUUUUGGAUGAUCCUGAACGUUUUGCUCCACUUGAACCUCGUAAAUUACUACCAGCACCAAAUCGUCGAGUACAUCGACGAACUGAAGCAGAAGCAAAACCAAUGUUUCCUAAACCUAUUGAAUUUGCUAGUUAUUGUUCAGCAACUUAUCUUGAUGGUGGUAAAAGAUACGAAUGUCUUGUACUUGGACAACAAGAAUUUGCUGUUGAAUAUCGUGAUAAAUUAUAUUUUCUAUUAAAUGAAGAAGCACGUGAAAAAUUUAUGAGACAAUCAGAAAAAUAUUGGAAUAUUCGAUUACCAAAUAAGCUUUCUCGACCAAAAACUCCAAUUGAUUUACUUAAUUUACCAUGUCUAGGUUAUUUAGAACAACCAAUAGCAACAGCAAUUAUAAAAAGUUUAACAGCAACAAGAACUUUUAAAUCAAAAUUUCCAUUUUUAUCUAUUCAAGCAUCAGCAUUAAUCUAG
This is a messenger RNA of Rotaria sp. Silwood1, 492 nucleotides long. The record is from the annotation of a GenBank genome assembly. Lineage: Eukaryota; Metazoa; Rotifera; Eurotatoria; Philodinida; Philodinidae.